Molecule: messenger RNA, 624 nt
Organism: Vicia villosa (hairy vetch)
Lineage: Eukaryota; Viridiplantae; Streptophyta; Magnoliopsida; Fabales; Fabaceae
Exons: 1
Coding region: 1-624 (207 amino acids)
Source: RefSeq, a predicted model, not a curated record
AUGAGACUACAAAAGGUGCUUAAGCAGCUGAACAUACCUAUCAUAUGGAUCAGACUGCAAAUAGAAAAGGUGAGAAAGGAGUUGUAUGAAGCUCAAAAGAUUUUAAGUAUCGAUAGAAUAAAUGUCCACAAUAUUGUGGAGGUGAAACACCAUAGUGAAAGCCUAGUGGAGCUUAAUGAGAUUGAAGAAAAGAUGAUGAGACAAAAAGCAAAAAUUGACUGGAUUAGACUAGGAGAUGAAAACAACUCCUAUUUCCAUGCUUCCCUUAAGAGUAAGAAUAGCCAAAAGAAUAUCAAAGCUCUAAAAAUGGAGGAUGGCACAACUGCCACUACUCAAGGGGAGAUGGAACAAGAAAUCCUUACCUUCUAUGGAUUACUCAUGGGAAGUGCUGAGACUACUCUUCAAAGAGUGGAUAUUAUUGCUCUGAGAAAAGGUAGCCAGCUCAGUAGGGAUCAAAGAGCUAUGUUGAUUAGCAGAGUUGAUGAAAAGGAAAUUAAAGAGGCCCUGAAUAACAUAGGAGAUCUAAAAGCCCUAGGGGUGGAUGGGUUUGGUGCUAAGUUCUUCAAGAAAUCUUGGCAAAUUGUUAGGCAAGAUAUUUUGGACACUGUGCAGAACUUCUUCUAA